UUCUGGCUUCGUGGCUCAUUGAAUUCAUACGCCAACUAUUUGUCGAUAACGUUAAACUGCAUACGGGGGAAAAUGUAUUUAUUAGCCGCACUUGUAGCUGUAGUUCUGCUCAGUUCGGAGGUUUUUGGGAAAACUGUAACGGGACUUUUUAAGAGCGAAGCAGCGAGACAGCAGAAGGGCCAGUUCAUCACUAAAUUCAUGUACCAAGGUGACAACGGCCUGCUGGUGUGCAGGCUGGACAACUCUGCUCUGGCUACAGAGAAGGAGUCCAGGUUGCUGUUGUAUCGGGAUAUGGACUCAGACCUGGACAACCUCAGCUGCCCUGAGAGGCUCGCUAAAGCUCAGUUCACCAUUUCUCUCAAUCAAGAAGAACUCAACCACACGAUCCCUCAUCAGUCCACACCUACAGCCUGGCAGGCCCUGUAUUCUGACAGAUACACAUGUCAGGAGAGUGCAGUGAUACCUUCUUAUGCUGAUCUCAGUUUUACUGUCUUGCUGUUUAACGCCGACUCGGCGGGAAAUCCUCUGGAGCACUUCAGCGCAGAGGAGGCAGGUCUCCAAAGUUUCUACUUCCUCCUGCUGCUGGCCUACUUCGUGGCCUGCUGUAUCUACAUCAAGCCUCUGUAUCAGGCUCUGAGGAAAGGAGGUCCCAUGCACACUGUCCUCAGAGUGCUGACCACGGCACUGGCAUUACAGGGCUGCUCGGCUCUCUGCAACUACAUCCACUUGGCCAGGUAUUCCAGGGAUGGUGUUGGUAUUCCAGUGAUGGGCAGCCUGGCAGAGUUCUGGGAUAUGGUGUCCCAGGUGUCCAUGCUGUACAUGAUACUGAGUCUAUGUAUGAGCUGGACCCUGAGUCGAGGCAGGAAGCCUCAGUCCAGACCUCUGCAGUGGGAACAGAGUCCGGCAUCCACGGCGGUCGCUGUUGGUGGAGUCGUUACCCAGGGAGCGUUGCUGCUGUGGGAGCAGUAUUCAGAAGCAGAGAGUGAACAUCACAGCUACCACACCCAGCAGAGUCUGGCAGGUCUCCUCCUCAUGGCCCUGAGAGUGGCCCUGGCCCUCCUGCUGGCCUCUGUCCUCUAUCAGAUCACAUCAACUGAGAGGAGCACCCUGAAGAGAGACUUCUACCUCUGCUUCGCCAAGGGAUGCUUCCUGUGGUUCCUCUGCCACCCCGUCCUCUUCCUCAUGUCAGCUGUCUUCAACGAGCACCAGAGGGAGAAGGUGGUGACCAUCGGUGUGAUCCUCUGCCAGUCCAUCUCCAUGGUGACCCUCUACCAGCUCUUCCUGUCUCGUUCUCUCUACUGGGAGGUCUCCUCUCUGUCCUCAGUGUCUCUGCCGCUCACCAUGUCGAGGACGAACCACAGGGGGCGCUACUGAGCGCACCCAUGCUUCACCAGAUCAUCAUGAGCGAGGGAGAACAUGCUACCACACGGAGGCUUGCCCUCCGUUAAGCUCCUUGAGAGGAGGGAGAACUUCUGAGCGUGAUGAAGAAGCAGAGAAGAUGAGAAGUCCUAUUACUGUUUCCUGCAGACAGUUUAACAGGGAACUACAGCAUGGGUCACAGAAUGACCAGAGGAAGAUAUUUUCAGCAACACCCUACCUCUAGUUGCAAAGGAUUUUUGACUAGAACAUUACUGAGAGGUGAGAUAUUUAAUGCAGGGCUACCUAGAGAGGGUGCUCCAGGCUUUCAAGUGGUUUCUUGUGCUCGCCAAAGUACAAUUUCAAAACUGACCAACACAAGCGUGAUGAAGACGCCAACGUCAAGAUUUUAGGAUGCAUGUGCUGGCGAGCUAGAUGUUAUGAAGAAAAGACUGACUAAUGUUAGAUAUAGUUCCUUGCACACAGUGCAGCAGACCAGAGGUGGAGAUGGUGGUUUAGUCAUCAAGGACACAACCCACAAUCAGCACACUUGAGAGGUUUGUUGUGUCCAAAGAAACAUCUCUGCAAGGACACAAAUGCUCAAACAUCUCUGUGCUCUCAGCUUUGAUAAUCAAUCAAACAGUGGAAUUACACUAAUUAUUACUAUAUAAAAUAAAAUGCAAAGCACAGGGAAGCAUUACACCACUGCUUAUCAAUGGUGUUAGACCCAGGGGUGCAGGGUGGAAGGCAUCCUCAUUAUUGAACUUAUUCUGCUCAUUCCACUGCACUUGGAUCAAAUCACCAAAGAGAGAGCUUGUCAGAUAGAUUUAAGUGAGGAAAGCUCUUUUCUGUCUUAAAGGAUGACGCAGGUAUUACUCUGUAGUUUUCUUAUUGUCAACAAAUCCAGAGACUAAGUCCAUGUCCCUACUGAAGCUGAUUUUUUUAAUGUGUAAAUAUAUAUAUAUUAGGGCUGGACCUGAAUAUUCGAAUAUUCGACCGUUGGGUACACAUUCGAUUUUCAAUUAUGAGAUUCGAUUAUUAAGGGUUUUUUUCGCGCACCUGACCGCCGACGACAGCAGUGAACGUAACACUCCAGUUCACAUCAAAGGGAAAACGAAAUGAAGCCCUCAGCUGUGUGUGAGCACUUUAAACUGAGUGAUGUCAGCAGUA
Messenger RNA from Micropterus dolomieu (smallmouth bass), 2526 nucleotides. RefSeq names its product G protein-coupled receptor 180 (gene gpr180). Bases 73 to 1374 code for a protein of 433 amino acids. Gene Ontology annotation, biological process: G protein-coupled receptor signaling pathway; response to pheromone. The transcript has 10 exons. Lineage: Eukaryota; Metazoa; Chordata; Actinopteri; Centrarchiformes; Centrarchidae. The record is from RefSeq and is a predicted model, not a curated record.